UCAAAAUCUGCCCACACCUCACCUCACCUAUUAUACACACACACAUAUAUAUAUAUAUCGAUGCCAAUGGAUCCGACUAUCUUUGAGGAUGCCAGAAAUGGAAAUAGCGAUUCUUCUGAGAAUAGUUUCAACAACGUUGAUCCAAAGGCUCAAGUGACAGCCCGGAAAAACUCUCUUCUGCAUGUCUCAGUCAGUUAUGGAAACAAAAGGUCAACACAGCAAAUCCUAGAUUUACACCCCUGGCUGGUGCACGACACCAACGACAACGGCGAUAUACCCCUUCAUAUAGCGGCAAGGUUAGGGAAUCUCGACUUGGUGAAGCUAAUCACUAGCGUUCAAAAAAAAGACGGAGGAGUAGCAGCAGGAGAAUUUCCACUCCGGAGUAUGAAUAUCAAGAAAGACACGGCGUUGCACGAGGCAGUAAGAUAUGGACACAGUGAUGUGGUCAAUUUACUACUCAAGGAAGAUCCAGACUUGGUUUAUGUCUGCAACGACUCAGGAGAAUCACCUCUAUUCAUGGCUGUGGAUAAUGGGUUUUACAAAAUCGCUGGCUCCAUCUUAGAUUCCAUCUCUGAUUGCUUGUCAUCUGGUGCUAGUUGCCGAUCGGGAAGGGAUGGCUUGACUGUGAUGCAUGCAGUAGCUUGUCAAGAAUUUCAUCCACAUCCAGUUUUCCUAAAGCCGAAGUCGAAAUCUCUUUCUGUUACUUUAAUCAGAAUCUUCCUCAUGCUAUUGUUUAAGUUAAGCGGUCUGAUACCGCUGCUUGAAACCAGAUACAAUCAGAGCAUCAUCACGUACCAAGAGCUUGUGAGCAAGUUAGUAGAAAAAUGUAAUUCUCAAGUCUUAGAAGAGAAGGACAAACGAGGAAGAACAGCUCUUCACUACGCUGCAUACACUGGAAAAGCCAAAGUUGUGGAGCUAUUUUUGCAGCGCAAUAGAUCCCUUGCUUACAUUAAGGAUGACCAAGGCAUGUCUGCAAUGCACAUUGCUGCAAUGAAAGGGCAUAUUGAUGUAAUAAACGAACUGGUUAAGCAUUGUCCAGAUGUGUGUGAGCUGUUGGACAAUAACAACCAGACACCCUUGCAUGUGGCCGUUAAAAGAGGAAGGGCACACGCCGUUUGGAAUUUUCUUCGUAGAAGUGAUCACUUUGAUUGUAUUAUCGAGCCUAAUGAGCAAGACAAAGAAGGAAAUACGCCAUUGCAUGUAGCUGCUCUCAGUGGGCAUCUUGAAGUUCUAGCAAUGCUAGCAAAACACCCCAAAGUUGUAAAGAAAGCUAUCAAUCGCAAGGGGAUGACACCUAUUGACAUUACUAUGUCAAGUGAGCAGCUGCAUCCUUAUCAGAAGCGUUUGGUGCUACGUUCUUUAAAAUCCUCAGGAGAAAAGCAGAGGUUGGAAAAAAGAUUAGACAGUGAAAUUACAAGGACAAGCUUACCAUAUAAGUACUAUCCACCACCAACAACUCAAGAUCCACAACCGCAACCAUUGAUCAUUAGUCAAAAUGGCGAAGAAGACAAGGAACAACUACAUAAUAAGAAACAAGAUACUAUCAUGAAUAAUAUUUCCAAGCCUAGUAGUGAUCAUAAGAGCCUACUCAAAUUCAACUUAGUAGUGGCCACAAUCAUAGCGAGCAUCACAUUCAACACAGAUGGCAUGCCAAACUUGACAAAUAUUUCUGCUGCUUUCGGUUUCGCAGCUGCCUCGCUCUUUAUCCACCUUCUAUUCGAAACAUGUUGGACGAGAAUGGGAUUAGAGUACCCUAUAUUCACGGUACUUGCGUUAACAGAGUUCUCCAUUUUGUGUACAGUAUCGGCAUUCAUAGAUGCCGUUGUCCUUGAACAAAAGGACAAACAGACAUCUGAGCAAGAUCCAGCAAACAUCGUUGAGUUAUCUUUCGGUAUCCCAAUCCUUCUCCAUACCCUUUUUACAUCACUUGAAAUAGCCCGCUACAACUACUAUGUCAUAUCCUCCAAAAUCUACAUCAAGGAGACAUUAAGGAGAAUGAGCAAUUAUAAUAGAAUGUAGUUGAAAAGGAAAGAUGAACUUUUUAUUUAUUUGUUUUCAUAUUUAUGGUGUUUUAUAUUAGUUAUCUCGGUUAAAAGAUAUGCAUUUGCUAGAUCAUAUUUAUAUUAACUUAUUUGAUAUUUCAAUAUGUAAUCAUCAUGUAUGUGAUACUAAUUUAAAGAUAUAAAAAUUAUGCGAUAUGAAUAAAACUUUCUCCCUUUGCAUA
This is a messenger RNA of Humulus lupulus (European hop), 2224 nucleotides long. RefSeq lists its product as uncharacterized. Gene Ontology annotation, cellular component: plasma membrane. The transcript has 4 exons. The coding region runs from base 61 to 2019 and encodes 652 amino acids. Lineage: Eukaryota; Viridiplantae; Streptophyta; Magnoliopsida; Rosales; Cannabaceae. The record is from RefSeq and is a predicted model, not a curated record. Gene Ontology annotation, molecular function: protein phosphatase regulator activity; protein phosphatase 1 binding.